AUCUCUUCCGAUUUCCUUUCUACUCGAUCGCACUCACUCUCCCUUUGCUGUAACAGAAGAGAAAACCAUGGAGGAACAGAAACCAGGAGGCAUGAAUCAAAGCGCCGGUGGAAUGAUCGGCAAAGAAGAGAGUUUCGAUCAAUCAGCUUCCCCUCAAUCAGCUCCACCUCGUUACCCGACCACCGCCGCCGCCGCCGCCGAUUAUUUACUGCGAGACGAGAAAAUCGGGGGGAUGGUGCAGGGUCUCCACAGAGAGGCGUCCUGCUUCGCCAGCGAAAUCGAGGGCUUCUUCGGCGACAUUUACCCCGACGAUCUCACUUGCUUUACCUUCAAAACUCCGCAUUCCAUGGAGGGAUUUGCAGCCUGUGAUGGUGGCCUAACAGAUUCAUUCCUAUGGUCACAUAGCAGCAGCAAUACUAAUGUCAACCCCAGGCAAUACAGCCAUUCAGUUUCCAUCGACGCCCAGUCAUCCAUCUGUGUUGACAGCCCGACAUCAGCUAAGCCGAACGUGCGAGAGAUCGAACCGAAAGUCACAUGGAGCGGUUCGUCGCCAGAGCCAUCAAACGAGGAUGAAGAAGAUGCUGAGAUAGAAGCAGGGCCCUGCGAGCAGAGCACCAACCCUGCUGUUGAUGUCAAGCGCGUCAGAAGGAUGGUCUCGAAUCGCGAGUCUGCUAGACGAUCUCGAAGAAGGAAGCAAGCUCAUCUGGCUGAACUGGAAUUGCAGGUUGAGCAGCUGACAGGAGAGAAUGCAACGAUGUACAAGCAGCUCUCUGACGCGGCCCAGCAGUACCGCGAGGCUGGCACCAACCACAGGGUGCUGAAAUCGGGCGUCGAGGCCCUGCGAGCCAAGGUCAAGCUGGCUGAAGACAUGGUGGCUCGGGGAUCAUUCACAUGUAGCAUGAACAUGCUGCUGCAGAACAACAACAACAACAACAUUCAACCUGAUGCACAUCAUCAUCGGAUGGCAGCCAACGUGUCGCCGAGCAUCACGGUUCGAGGAGGAGAGGAGGUGUCGUAUGGUGGCGGCGGUGGUGGAGCAGGAGGAGGAGGAGUCUCAGUUGGUAGUGCAAGUCUGAACAAUGAUGUGAUUAGUGAGACUGGUGUAAGUUGUGUGUCUAGUGUAAUCUGGCCUUAA
Messenger RNA from Linum tenue, 1135 nucleotides. The record is from the annotation of a GenBank genome assembly. Lineage: Eukaryota; Viridiplantae; Streptophyta; Magnoliopsida; Malpighiales; Linaceae.